AUGGUGGAGAUGGGUGUAGAGGCAGCUCUCCCACGUAUUCACUGGUCCUGGACUAGGACUGGAUCUGGGGGUUCUCGGAAGGAGGCAGGAAUUCCUACUCUGUUGGAGGGGUGUGAGGGGGUAACCUGGAAUGAUGGGUGGUGUUUCAAGAUUGUGAAAGUGGGUGUCACCCAGGCUGUGCCUAUCCUGGGACCAAAAACAAAAGAAAAAGGAAAACGAUUAUGUGACUCCAGGUAUCCACCAGAAAGAGGCUAUGGACAGCGUUUCAGGUGUUUUUCAUGUCAGUGCAUCAGCAAAUCCUUGACUUGCAAUAAGGAUUCUGACUGUGAAGAAGAUGGCACUGAUGGGGAGUGUGAAGACUGAGAAAUAAGACUUUCCUGUGACAUUGAUCAAUCUCCUCCCUACAUAGAUUACAACGCUUUCACUGGUCAGUGUAGCAGCAGAGUCAUCCAUACCACAAGUUUUGGUGGUCAGUGCAGAAAAGUGUUCAGUGUGAAAGGAAAAGAUUUCUACAGAUUGAGUGCAAAUAGCCUUUGUUAUUUUUUCUUCUUCCCAGAGAAUUAUCAUUUGUUGGCUAUUCAGAACACUGUUGAAGUGGUUUAGUUCAUUAAUAAUAACCCAGAAGUGGCUGUCUGAGCCACUCUGGGAGGAGCUAUGUCAGUGUCCCAGUUUUCUUCCUUGUAUGACUACAGUGCCUGCAGAAGAUUAGUUAACUAGCGUGGGAUGCGUUAUCUGCAGUCUGUGUCCUUGGGAGGAGAAUGCAAGUUUCUAUACUAUGUGGACUCAGGAAAAAUCAAAGGAAGUGCAGCCCUCAGAUUUGGCCUUAGUUUCCUGACUCUGAAUAAUCCUGCUGAGAACAAUCCUGCCUGGGUAGAGGUCAUACAUAAUCUUCCCUGAGUCAUAAAACAAAAGAUAGCACCUCUACAGGAGUUGGGAAAGGAAGUACCUUGUGCUUCUGUGAAAACACUAUACUUGAAAUAGGCUCUUGAGGGGUACCUGGAUGAAUUUUUUUUUCAAAAAAGCAAUAACCCAUGUGUGGGUGGGAAGUCCUGCAAGGGGAAGAUAACUGAAAGCAGGCAGUGUGAAGAUGGAGAGCUGGAGCAUUUGAAAUUGCUCAAACCACAUUGCUUUCCUUUGUCUUUCAUCCCAAAAACAUUCUGUUCAUUGCCUCCUGCACUGAAAGAUGGAUCUGUUCAAGAUGCCAGGUUUCCUGAUAGGGAAAACAUAGUGUAUACUAGGAAUGCAGGAUAUUCUCUUGUUGGGGAUGCUGUUGCCAGAUAUGGAGAUUUAGAGAGGGUUGUUGGGGAAAUGCAUUGUCAGAGGGAAAACAGCAUGUUGGAAGGUCUUGGUCAGAGGAAAGCUUCACAUUCUCUGGUGGGAAGAAAGUGGAGAGAGAAGGGAGGAGUAGAGGGAGAACUUGCCUCUGUCCUAUAUGACCCUGUGAAUGGCGUACUGACUCAUCUUCAUGAACCUUUCUACACAGUUGGCAAGAAGGUGACUCUUUCUUGUCCAGAAUUUCAAACAGUAGGCAAAUUAACCUUGAGAGCUUGUUUGGAGGUUCUAGCAGGAUAUCUAAAUAAUGGCCUAGAAUCCAACUCAGGGCACUACAUUGGGUUUAGGAUAAUACCAUUUAAAAUUGAAGCACUUAAAGAAGAACUCUUGGAGAAAGUGCAAAGUUCAAGAUGUGUUUGUAAAAGGUCCUAUGAAUGUGAAUCUUCCUUGGAAGUGAGGGCUCACGAUGAGAGAAGCAAAGGUAUACUGCCUCCGACAAUUUGCAAGACGUGUGUUCUCCACUGUUGGGGUAGGAACUCCACUCUUACUGGAUUGCACAGCUGUUUUCUGCCUGCUUUGGCCCAGAAUGCUUGUGGUGCAUGUCCAUUCUGGGGAAAAUGUGUACCAAUAAGCACCUCUUGCUUAUUUUUCCAGAGCCACAGACAUGUCUGCUGAGAAGCAUUUGAGUGCCAGGAACAGGAGCUCGACAUCUGCGUGGAAGAGAGUGGCAAGGAGCCAACAGUGUCCAAGUGUGAUGCAGAGGGCAGACAUUUCUGUUGCCAAGUAUGA
This is a messenger RNA of Octodon degus (degu), 2061 nucleotides long. RefSeq names its product complement C7 (gene C7). The record is from RefSeq and is a predicted model, not a curated record. Gene Ontology annotation, molecular function: protein binding. NCBI's taxonomy places the organism in Eukaryota, Metazoa, Chordata, Mammalia, Rodentia, Octodontidae.